This is a messenger RNA of Phalacrocorax carbo (great cormorant), 2214 nucleotides long. NCBI's taxonomy places the organism in Eukaryota, Metazoa, Chordata, Aves, Suliformes, Phalacrocoracidae. The record is from RefSeq and is a predicted model, not a curated record.
CCGCCGCGCAUGCGCAUUGGGCGGGAUGUCGAGCCGCGGGAAGCGGGAGCGGGAGGCCCGGGCGGCUCCGCGGGCGGCGGGCGGCAGCUCCUCCUCCUCCUCCUCCUCUUCCUCUUCAUCGCGGGGCUUGUCGCGGAGUUCCCGGGAUGGGGAGGCGGAGCGGUCCCGGGGGCGGCGGGAAGCGGCGGUGGCGGGUCCGGCCCUCCCGCUCCCGGUGGAUCCCGCACGGCUCAAGCGGGAGCCGGGUACCGGUACCGGCUCCUGGGGGAGCUCUGCCGCCCCCGUCGGCCCGGUGCGGGUCAAGCGGGAGCGGGAGCCUGAUGGUGACUCCGAUCCUGAGUCCGAGCCAGCUGCGCGCUAUGGCCGUUUCGACCCCGAGGAUCAGCGCAGCCGGCACUGCCCCUACCUAGAUACCAUCAACAGGAGCGUUCUAGAUUUUGAUUUCGAGAAGCUCUGCUCCAUCUCCUUGUCCCACAUCAAUGUCUACGCUUGCCUCGUCUGCGGGAAGUACUUCCAGGGCCGUGGGCUGAAGUCUCACGCCUACAUCCACAGCGUCCAGUUCAGCCACCAUGUCUUCCUCAACCUCCACACCCUCAAGUUUUACUGCCUCCCCGACAACUACGAGAUCAUUGACUCCUCGCUGGAGGACAUCACGUACGUGCUGAAGCCCACCUUCACCGCGCAGCAGAUCGCCAACCUGGACAAACAGGCCAAGCUCUCCCGUGCCUACGAUGGCACCACAUACCUGCCCGGCAUCGUGGGGCUCAACAAUAUCAAAGCCAAUGACUAUGCCAAUGCUGUGCUUCAGGCUUUAUCCAAUGUGCCGCCCUUGAGGAAUUACUUUUUGGAGGAGGACAACUACAAGAGCAUCCAACGCCCGCCCGGGGACAUCAUGUUCCUGCUGGUGCAGCGUUUUGGGGAGCUCAUGCGGAAGCUGUGGAACCCGCGGAACUUCAAAGCGCACGUCUCGCCCCAUGAGAUGCUGCAGGCCGUCGUCCUCUGCAGCAAGAAGAACUUCCAGAUCACCAAGCAAGGGGACGGGGUGGACUUCCUCUCCUGGUUCCUGAAUGCACUGCACUCGGCUCUGGGUGGCACAAAGAAGAAGAAAAAGACCAUUGUCACCGACGUCUUCCAGGGCUCCAUGCGCAUCUUCACCAAGAAACUGCCUCACCCAGACCUGACAGCCGAGGAGAAGGCACAGCUCCUGCAGAACACUGAGUACCAGGAGAUGAUGGUGGAAUCCACCUUCAUGUACCUGACGCUGGACCUUCCCACUGCCCCGCUCUACAAGGACGAGAAGGAGCAGCUCAUCAUCCCCCAGGUGCCCCUCUUCAGCAUCCUGGCCAAAUUCAACGGCGCCACCGAGAAGGAGUACAAAACCUACAAGGAGAACUUUCUCAAGCGCUUUCAGCUCACCAAGCUGCCUCCCUACCUCAUCUUCUGCAUCAAGCGCUUCACCAAGAACAACUUCUUCGUGGAAAAGAACCCCACCAUCGUCAACUUCCCCAUCACGAACGUGGACCUGCGGGAGUACCUGUCGGAGGAGGCGCAGGCAGCACACUCCAACACCACCUAUGACCUCAUCGCCAACAUCGUGCACGACGGGAAACCGUCCGAGGGCUCUUACCGUAUCCACGUGUUGCACCAUGGCACUGGGAAGUGGUACGAGCUGCAGGACCUGCAGGUCACCGACAUCUUGCCACAGAUGAUCACCCUCUCGGAGGCGUACAUCCAGAUCUGGAAACGGCGCGAGGAGGAUGAGACGAACCAACAAGGUGCCUGAGCCCCUCAGGGCCACCUGUGGGCCCCUUGGGGCCACCCAUAAGCCCCCUUGGGGCACUUUACAGCCCUUCUGGAGGCACCCAAAACCCCUUCAAGGGGCAUCCACAGCCCCUUCAGGACCACCGACAACCCCCCUGGGGCCACCCAAAACCCCCUCAGGGGCACCCUCAGCCCCUAUGGGGGCACCCAAAACCUCUUCAGGGGCACUCUACAGCCCCUCUGGGGGCAUUCAAACCCCUCUGGAACCACCCAGAGUCCCCUUCAGGGGCACUCUCGGCCCCCCUGGGGGCACUUACAGUCCCUCAGGGACACCCCAAACCCCCUCAGGGGCACCCAAAGCCCCCCCAGGGCACCCACAGCCCCCCUGGGGGCACCCCAACUGCUCCCCCGUGCCCCUCCUGCCAUUAAAAGCCACCCGCUGUACUUUGGUAA